AACACGAGAACACGAGAGCGGGGAGGACCGGUGGACGGAACAGCGGAGUGUGAAGAGUGGUGAAGAGAGUUAGAGAAAAGAAACGGCAAUCUCGAAAAUAAAAGGGAAGAGUUUCGCGCGUUCACCGCUAUUCUAAAUUACUUUUGACAGAUUCGGUGGCAUAAUAUCAGAGUUAUCGAUCGGAUAAUCAAGUCGGGCGAAAAGUGGCGAAAGGUGAGCGCUGUCCGCGAGAGGCCGAUGAUGUCCGCGAUGGGUAAGCCGGUGCUUUAUUCCUAUUGGCGAAGUUCCUGCUCCUGGAGGGUAAGAAUUGCAUUGAAUCUAAAGGAGAUACCAUAUGAUAUAAAGCCUGUUAGUUUGGUGAAGAGUGGUGGAGAACAACAUUCCAAUGAAUUCCGCGAGAUUAAUCCAAUGGAGCAAGUCCCUGCGCUACAUAUUGACAAUCAUACUUUGAUAGAGUCUUUGAAUAUCCUACAAUAUUUGGAAGAAACUAGGCCAAAUCGUCCAUUGAUGCCGGCAGAUCCUGUUAAAAGAGCUAGAGUGAGAGAGAUUUGCGAAGUAAUUGCCAGUGGUAUACAACCAUUGCAAAAUCUUGUUGUUCUGAUCUAUGUCGGAGAAGAACGUAAGAAGGAAUGGGCGCAGCAUUGGAUUACUAGAGGAUUUACAGCUGUGGAAAAGUUGUUAUCGUCGAGCGCGGGCAAGUAUUGUGUCGGCGACGAGAUUACAUUAGCGGAUUGUUGCUUGGUACCACAAAUAUUCAACGCACGAAGAUUUCACGUUGAUCUCAGACCCUUCCCUACGAUUCUGAGGGUAGACCGUCAUUUGGAACACCAUCCGGCCUUCACUGCGGCUCACCCCAACAAUCAGCCCGAUUGUCCACCUGAAGCGACCAAGUAGCAAGCGAGGCAGACCACCCUUUUUCUCUUCUAAUUUUUUAGGGGUGAAAAGAGGUGGUCUAUCGUAGUAUCAUAGUGAUAAAAGGUGAACAUGAGUUUAAUUGCAUUUGUUCGCAUUUCCAAUGUGUUUGAAUUGCAACAAAAUGUUUUGUUUCUAUAACGUAACUAAAAUUGUAAUCUAGAAGGAAAUUGAUAUUUAUUAAUUAAA
This is a messenger RNA of Acromyrmex echinatior (Panamanian leafcutter ant), 1101 nucleotides long. RefSeq names its product putative maleylacetoacetate isomerase 2. The record is from RefSeq and is a predicted model, not a curated record. Gene Ontology annotation, biological process: glutathione metabolic process; L-phenylalanine catabolic process. Gene Ontology annotation, cellular component: mitochondrion; cytoplasm. Lineage: Eukaryota; Metazoa; Arthropoda; Insecta; Hymenoptera; Formicidae. Gene Ontology annotation, molecular function: glutathione transferase activity; maleylacetoacetate isomerase activity.